This is a messenger RNA of Peronospora belbahrii, 3003 nucleotides long. The record is from the annotation of a GenBank genome assembly. Lineage: Eukaryota; Oomycota; Peronosporomycetes; Peronosporales; Peronosporaceae.
AUGAACAAGAGUGUUGACACGACUCCUGUGAUGGUGGAGCCGGAUAAGACAAGUAUUGGAGGCGUCACGUUGAAGAAAUUUAAGUUUAGUGGUAUUUCGUUGAAAUCCGGCUAUCCGGUGGCAAAGAAAACACAAGGUAUACCGAAAAAACCUGUGGCUUUCUGUAGCACUUUGGACGGUGGUAAUGGCAAUUUGAAGACUGGAGACACGGGUGCGAAACGUGAGACGCUGCAUGAGGAACAGCUUAAACAGAAGAAGGAUGAGAAAGCAAAAUUUUUAGAGGAAGAGGAUGCUGUGCCAAAGCAGCUGGAUUUGUGGACACCGGAAGACGAAGAAAAGGGUGAAACCUUGGAAGAACGGAAAAAACGCGACAAGGAGAAGGCACAACAGCGUGAACGCGUCCAAAAGGUUGUUGAAGAAGCUGACCCAUUAGACGCGUAUAUGGCUGGUCUUGUAGAUGAGGCAGCUAUGAACCAAUCUCGUGCGAACCCUGCUGCUAACGUGAUCUCGCAGACUGAGAUCGAAGCAAAGGGAAAAAUCAAUAUUUAUGGUACAUUUUUGCCUCCGGAUGUACCAGAGCAGCAUAAUGUCCCAGUAGCUGUGCCGGGUCCGUUCAAGGAGCUUCAAGUGUCUGAUAGCGCGAUAGCAGAAACGCUUGAAGAACGUGAAGCCCGUGAAGAGCGUGAACUCAAGGAGUUUAUGCGAGCGAUUAAAGAUAAGCGUGCACAAGAAGAAAAGGAGGCUGCCGAAGCUACCACGGUGACUACUACGACGAAAACAAGCAAAGAAGUUGAAGAAGAUUUGGCAAUGAAGAAAGGUGGUACGGGGCGGAUUUACCAGGGAUUUGAAGAAGAUAUUAUUGGUGAAGACUCGGAGCUGGUAGACCAAAGAUCGGCUUUGGAGAUUUUGCAAGAACAGCAAAAAAAGAAGGAGAUCAAGCCAGUUGACCACGCAAAGAUCAAUUACCUUCCGCUUCAAAAGAAGUUUUAUGUGGUUCCGAAGGAAAUCAAGGAUUUAUCAGAGGCGGAAGUGGAGGCGAUACGCAAGGAAUCAGAGAUCAAAAUUCGCGGAAAGGCUUGCCCUCGCCCGCUGCAAAAGUGGACCCAAUGUGGCUUUAGCGUCCGGAUGCUUCAGUUGAUAAAGAAACAGGGUUAUGAAGAGCCGUUUGCCAUUCAAAAGCAGGCGCUGCCUGCCAUUAUGUCUGGGCGUGAUGUAAUCGGCAUUGCUAAAACAGGUUCGGGUAAGACGUUAGCAUUUCUCCUCCCUAUGUUUCGUCAUAUUCUUGCGCAACCUCCUUUGCAAGAAAAGGAAGGUCCGAUUGGAAUUGUCAUGGCGCCGGCUCGAGAACUUGCUCAGCAGAUCUAUAUGGAAGCUCGAAAAUUCUCGAAGGGGCUCGGUUUGCGCGCUACUGCAGUGUACGGAGGAUCAUCUGUCUCUGAGCAGCUCGCAAAUUUAAAGCGUGGCUCAGAUAUUGUGAUCUGCACACCAGGGCGCAUGAUCGACAUUCUAUGCAUGAGCGCCGGCAAGAUGGUUUCGCUGCAACGUGUGACGUAUGUGGUCCUGGACGAAGCUGACCGCAUGUUUGAUAUGGGUUUUGAGCCGCAGAUCACGAAGAUCAUGAUGAACAUCCGAUCAGACCGGCAAACAUUGCUGUUCUCAGCGACUUUUCCUCGCGCUGUAGAGUCGCUGGCGCGGAAGGUGCUGCGAAAGCCUGUGGAGAUAACCGUUGGUACACGCAGCACGGCAUCUGGUGACAUUACACAAUACGUUGAAGUUCGGGAAGAAGAUGACAAGUUUAUGCGGCUAUUACAGCUUCUUGGACUUUGGUAUGAGAAGGGAAACAUUCUUAUAUUUGUGAACAAACAGCAAGCUUGUGACCAGAUAUUUCAAGACUUGAUGAAGGCGGGAUACCCGGCGCUCUCGCUACAUGGUGGCAAAGAUCAAGUGGAUCGGGACUACACCAUCGAUGAUUUCAAACGGAAGGUGCGAACCGUAAUGGUGGCAACAUCUGUCGCUGGUCGAGGUCUUGACGUGAAAGAUCUGGUUCUUGUUAUCAAUUACCACUGUCCCAAUCACAUGGAAGACUACGUUCACCGCGUAGGACGGACUGGGCGAGCUGGGCGAAAGGGUACAUCGUACACGUUUAUUUCCCCAGAUGAGGAAGAAUACUCAGUCGAUCUUGUCAAAGCAUUAGAAAACGCCAAGCAGACCGUUCCAUUAGAACUAAUAACACUAGCAGAAGGAUUCAAGGCAAAGGUUAAACGUGGAGAAGCGAGAUAUCACGGCAGUGGCUUUAAAGGCAAAGGGUUCACGUUUGACGAAACGGAGAGAAAUGAGACUCAGCGCACGGCAGACCUUCAAAGGCGUCAAUAUGAACUGGAUCAUGGCAUUUUGAUUGAGGAUUCUGGUGCAGCUGAUGAUGAAGAUACUGAAGAGCCGAGUAAGGAGCAACCAGGUGUUGCGUCUGACAAGCCACCUGUGCCAGCCGGUCCGAAAUCGAUACCUAUCGACAGCGAAGCGAUGUCGGCUUUCAUCAAGGCUCAAAAGAUCAUCCAAAAUCUGGAUUUGCAGUACAAGGGAAACGGGGAUGGCAGUUCUGGCGAAAAUCACUUUGUCGAAGAGCUAGAGAUUAAUGAUUAUCCCCAGCUGGCUCGCUGGAAAGUUACCCAGAAGGAGGCAAGCGACUCGGUUGCGGAGCUCACUGGUGCCGCUGUUAUCACAAGAGGAUCGUACAUUCCUGCUGGUCGCAAACCCAAUCCAUCAGAGCGGAAACUUUAUUUGGCAAUCGAGGGUUCGUCGCAAUCCUCCGUUAUCGAGGCGAGACGCGAGCUACAACGCAUCUUGGACGAAACGACAUUGCAAGUUGGCCUUGGCGGUGACAAGCCGCCCGAUUGGUGCUAUCUCAUGCAGCAGCAACCGACCAUUGUGGCAAGAUUAGCUUUUGUCGGUGUGCGGACUGACAGCCCAGUGACUGUUGGGCAAUGGACACGAUUGGCAGCAUAG